Messenger RNA from Lagenorhynchus albirostris (white-beaked dolphin), 1806 nucleotides. It is a transcript of the gene ERICH6, whose product is annotated as glutamate rich 6. Lineage: Eukaryota; Metazoa; Chordata; Mammalia; Artiodactyla; Delphinidae. The transcript has 14 exons. Bases 232 to 1806 code for a protein of 524 amino acids. The record is from RefSeq and is a predicted model, not a curated record.
GAGGAGUACUUAUGGAAGCUUUUGGCCUUCGGAGAUGGCAAUGAGGAAGAAUGGAAAGCCUUUCGUCCCCGCUCAGCCAGCGUAGUUAGCCCCAGCCUGAGCCCGACGCCGACGCUCAGCCGAACGCCGAGCCUGAAGUGGAGCCAGACGCCGGUGGCCAGCGAGAGUGCACCCUCCAGCACCUCCUCCCCAAAAAGUUUUCCUAAAAUACUUCAGACAUUUAAAAAAGACAUGUCUGAAACGGAUUUAGAUAGGGCUGUCUAUCACAAUCUGUAUCCAAGAAUUUCAACAUCAGUACAAACAGAAGAAAGUUGGCUUCAAGAAUUGUCAGGCAUGCAGCAGCCGAAGAAGGAAGUGCCCUCUGUAGAGAAGGAAGAUGAAUCUGAAAAUCUAGCUUCUAAAUUAAGAGCAAAAUGGGUAAUUAACCCAGAAGAGCCAAAACUAAAUAUUUUAUGUGAGCUGGAGUUUAAGGAAGACUUCAUAACACUUUUUGAGCCCUCUCUGAGAACACUACCCAGCAUCGGACCACCAUCUAUUCUCACAUUCAAACAAGAGAGUUCCAAUUUAGGCAUUAAGUUCAAGAGAGAAGAGGAGGAGGUAUCGCCCACGUGUGAGUUCUGUGGGAGCGAUCUAAGACCAUUUCUCUCCAAUGUGGAUCUUUCCUGUGACUACAAUAGCUCUGAACUAGUAGAACAGACCUCCUGUUGUAGUUAUUUCCAAAACCUGAUUGACUACAUCUAUGAGGGAAAACAAAAAAUCCAAAGCUCUAAAGCUGAAUUAAUCUGUAUUGACCCUCAUGCCGCCCACGGCAGUGAAGUCGACAGACUCAAAGCAAAGGAAAAAGCUUUGCGGAGAAAACUGGAGCGACGAAUGGCCCAACACUAUGCAAUGUUUACAAAAGAACAGACUACUUUCUCUGAAGAAGAUGCAAAGCAGUUUAAAACAAUUUCUUAUCAACUUUCCAUGGAUAUUCCAGAAGUAGAGUCAGCUAAGGAAGAACUAACUGAUUAUCAACUAGACGAAAGAAAUAUAUCCAUUGUUUGUUGUGAUUCUAGGAUAGCAUGUGGAAAGAUCAUGACAAAUGAGCUCUUUGAAAAGCACUACAAACAUGGGAGCAAAUUUCUGACUUCAUUUCCAGACGGGACAACACAAAUAUUCUACCCAUCUGGAAACCUAGCCAUCAUCCGAGUGCCCAAUGAGAUAAAUGGCUUCACUUGCAUAGUCCAAGAAGACAUGCCCACUAACCCUGCAAUCCUGGCAGUGCUAGAUUCUUCGGGUCGAAGUUCCUGCUAUCAUCCCAACGGAAAUGUCUGGGUAUACAUCAAUAUCUUGGGCGGUCAAUGUUCAGAUCAAGCUGGCAACAGAGUAAGGGCUUGGAAUUGGUCAAGUUCCGUCACUUCCUCACCCUUCGUUUCAUUUAAACCUGUCUUUCUGGCUUUGAACCGUUAUGUUGGAAUCCGCAUCUUAGAACAAGACAAGAUUUCAAUCACUUUUCUAGCAAUGGGCCAACAGGCAAGAAUCAGUGUCGGAACCAAAGUGAAGCUACCAAACCCUGAAGAGAUUCCAGCACUCCGACACCUGAACAGGGACGACCUUCUUCUGCUAGCCAGUUUAAUAAAGAUCCGACGCCUGUUUCAUAAACUGGAAGGAUGUGUGAAUUUCCCCUCCAGCCAGGUCCGGGAAAAAUUAAAGCAACCUUCCUACCUUUCUUCACUUUCUCUAAAACUAAUUGCCCUUUGUCACAAUUCUGGUAUGAAGCAAGAUACAAUAACAACAAUAGCAGCUUUGAUAAAUGAAAAGAUUUAA